AUGUCCAGCCCCUGUGCCCUGCUCGCCUGGACCUUUCUCACGCUCCUCGGACUCGGAGUGGCUCAAGAAGACUUGACCCCAUGCAGCCCCAUCGUGCCCCGGAGAGAGUGGAGGGCCCUGCCGUCCACGUGCAAACAGCGCCUGGACCUGCCCGUGCGCUGUGUGGUGGUGUCACACACGGCGGGCAGCCCCUGCGACACACCAGCCUCGUGCAUGAGGCAGGUCCAGAACGUGCAGCAUUACCACGUGCGGACGCUGGGCUGGUGCGACGUGACCUACAACUUCCUGAUCGGAGAAGACGGGCUUGUGUAUGAGGGCCGGGGCUGGGACACUCAGGGCGCCCACUCAGGUCCCACCUGGAACUCCAAGUCCAUCAGCAUCAGCUUCAUGGGUAACUACAUGGAUCGGGCGCCCCCCCAACGAGCCCUCAGGGCAGCCCAGAGUCUGCUGGCUUGUGGCAUGGCUCGGGGCGCCCUGAGUCCCAACUAUGAGGUCAAAGGACACCGGGACGUGCAGCAGACACUCUCUCCAGGUGACCAGCUCUAUGAAAUCAUCCAGACUUGGCCACACUACCGAUACUGAGGCCCUGUCUCCCUCACCCAGUCAGAAACCCCCUGCC
This is a messenger RNA of Equus quagga, 619 nucleotides long. It is a transcript of the gene PGLYRP1, whose product is annotated as peptidoglycan recognition protein 1. Gene Ontology annotation, molecular function: peptidoglycan immune receptor activity; peptidoglycan binding; N-acetylmuramoyl-L-alanine amidase activity. The coding region runs from base 1 to 582 and encodes 193 amino acids. Lineage: Eukaryota; Metazoa; Chordata; Mammalia; Perissodactyla; Equidae. The transcript is spliced from 3 exons. Gene Ontology annotation, biological process: detection of bacterium; defense response to Gram-positive bacterium; peptidoglycan catabolic process. The record is from RefSeq and is a predicted model, not a curated record.